This is a messenger RNA of Aphanomyces astaci, 750 nucleotides long. RefSeq lists its product as hypothetical. Bases 1 to 750 code for a protein of 249 amino acids. Gene Ontology annotation, biological process: proteolysis. Lineage: Eukaryota; Oomycota; Saprolegniomycetes; Saprolegniales; Verrucalvaceae. The record is from RefSeq and is a predicted model, not a curated record. The transcript has a single exon. Gene Ontology annotation, molecular function: serine-type endopeptidase activity.
AUGAAGUUCGCACUCCUCGCAUUCACUGUGGCCGUCGUUGCCUUUGAUCAAGACCAAAUUGUCCCACCCACAGUCGACGGUUUCGAAAUCCUCGGGGGCCAGGAAGCCCAAUUCGGCAAGCACCGUUAUGUGACUGGGCUCAAAGCGUCGCCCAAUGGUACGACCGUGUGCGGCGGCAGCCUGAUCGCCCCCAAUGUCGUUUUGACAGCGGCGCAUUGUUUGCGUGGUAAACUACUUUCUGCGGUCGUGGGCACACACUAUUUAACCGGUUUUGACGACGGGGAACUGGCCAAAGUCGCCGAGGAAAUCAAACACCCCAAUCGUCAUGUCGACGUGGGCGUCGCACUCUUGAACCGCAACAUCUUGAACAUCCAACCUGUGGCGGUGUCGUUUGAAUUCGUUGAGGCGGACGUGCUCACUUGGGUACGCGGCUGGGGAUUCGUCAAGAACGAUGGCCCCCAAUCGAACGUGCUCAAGGAGCUCAGCCUCAGGACCUGGAACAACACCAGGGCUUCGGCUGCGUUGUUCUCCGACAAACUGACCGAUGAGAUGUUGGGUGCUGGAGGGGUAAAAGGAGAAGACUCGUGUCGCAGCGACUCGGGGGGGCCGAUGACCAUCGAAGAAAACGGUACCGUGCGCUUGGUGGGGGUGAACAGCUGGGGCAUUGAAUGUGGUGCGCUCGACAAGCCAGGUAUCUAUGCACGCGUCAGCGCUGCUCGUGACUUCAUUGAACGGUUCUUGGAGAACUAA